Molecule: messenger RNA, 1176 nt
Organism: Sphaerodactylus townsendi
Lineage: Eukaryota; Metazoa; Chordata; Lepidosauria; Squamata; Sphaerodactylidae
Gene: LRRC72
Product: leucine rich repeat containing 72
Exons: 11
Coding region: 186-986 (266 amino acids)
Molecular function (GO): protein binding
Source: RefSeq, a predicted model, not a curated record
GCAACAUUCUUGGACUUGACUGGUUAUUGUGGGUUUUCUGGGCUGUGUGGCUGUGGUCUGGUUGAUCUUGUUCCUAACGUUUCACCUGCAACUGUGGCUGGCAUCUUCAGAGAUAUAUCACAGAGAGAACUCAAAUUCAAGUAUAUUUAUGAAAAAUAUGGUUAUCUCACUAGCUCAUAACUACAAUGGAUACUGGGGUUUUAAAACAUCAGUUGAAGAUAUGUGGCUUUAAGAAAAGUAAUGAUGUCACAGAGUUGUAUCUAGGAGAAAGAGGUUUGAAAGAAGUCCCUGAUUUAUCACAGUUCCGGAUACUAACGUAUUUGUGGCUAAAUAAUAAUAAGAUUGAGAAAUUAACUUUUUUGAAGCACAACUGUUACUUGAGAGAACUGUACCUCAAUAACAAUGAAAUCAGAAAUAUAGCAGGUUCUCUUAGACAUGCACAUUCAUUGCAGAUCCUGCUGCUUCAUAAUAACCAGUUGAAGAACCUGGAAACAACUGUGAAAGAGCUAAAAGGAAUGAUGAGUCUACAGACCUUAAAUCUGUUUAAUAACUGUCUGUCACAAGAUUGCAGAUACCGUCUUUAUGUUAUAUACCACCUUCCUUCAGUUCUGUUGUUUGAUAGAAAAGAAAUAACUGCUGAAGAAAGAUCAUUGGCUCUGAAUAUUUACAACCACAAACAGACCUUUGUCCUCCAAUCUAUAGGAUUUGGGAAGAGAAUAGAUGUCCCACUAUUGCCUAAGGCACCAUUUAAUAAAAGCUGGCCGUUAACUAAAGUGUUGCGCUUGCCUCCAGGUUGUGAGUUUGGAAAUCACUUGGUUAAAAUUCCAUUUGAAAAUCCAGAAGAUGCUGUCUUUGUGAGGGCAAUGAAACGUUCUAUAAUGGAGUUCCGUACUGUCAAUUGGGAUAAAGUGCCCACCUCUGAAGAAAAAUACCUUGGCACCAAGCCAGAAAAACACCCGGAGAGACUGACAGUAAAAUUCAGAUAACUGCAAAGUUUCCUUAGGAAGCAGUGUUGCUUUUUGAUACAGACAACUUUCUGCUUUAAAAGUCAAGACAACUGACACUACUGCCUUUAUUAGAACUGUUCAGGGUGUGAUGCGUACACCUUGAUGAGCAAGAUCAAACUUUAAACUGGUAAUAAUUGAUUUUCAAACAGGAAAUGCAAAUUCUCACCAU